Chaetomium fimeti is the source of this 548-nucleotide messenger RNA. RefSeq lists its product as uncharacterized. Gene Ontology annotation, cellular component: cytosol. Lineage: Eukaryota; Fungi; Ascomycota; Sordariomycetes; Sordariales; Chaetomiaceae. Gene Ontology annotation, biological process: Mo-molybdopterin cofactor biosynthetic process. The transcript is spliced from 2 exons. The record is from RefSeq and is a predicted model, not a curated record. The coding region runs from base 242 to 517 and encodes 91 amino acids.
UCUUCCUCUCCCUCACAACCAAAAUUCGAAGGGCCGCAAGAGCUCAUUGUGCAUGCCCUUCGUGAUGGCUAGCAACAGCCACCGGGCUGCUUUGAACGCUGGCUGAAAUAUGCCUUGAGUGCUGUGGCUAGGCAAUGCACGUGAUGGCGCGCCCUCCAGAAACUUGCUGAAGCUGAGAAAUCCUCGGAGGGGCAUUUCCCCUCAACACCACAACACCCGAUAACGCAAAUAAUCUAGUACCAUGACCCCAAAACCGCCCCAAGGCCACUUCAACGUCUUGUACUUUGCCACCGCCGGCUCGUACACGUCGAAGAAUGUCGAAGCCUUGCCGGCGCCGCUACCGCUGAAGAAACUUUUUAGCACCCUUGAGGAGCGGUACGAGGGCAUCCGGGCGAGCGUGCUGGACCACAGUCUCGUCACGAUAAACUUGACGUAUGUCGACGUAGAUGAUGCGGAAGAGGUCGUAAUACAGGAAGGCGACGAGGUUGCGAUUAUCCCUCCUGUUAGCUCGGGGUGACACCGGCAGCCCAAUAAAAGCAAUUCAACCA